This is a messenger RNA of Equus caballus (horse), 3570 nucleotides long. Lineage: Eukaryota; Metazoa; Chordata; Mammalia; Perissodactyla; Equidae. The record is from RefSeq and is a predicted model, not a curated record.
GAGCGGCGGGACCCGGAAGUGGGGUUGCCGGCGGCUGCCCAGGAGCGGGAGCUGCGGCGGGAGCUCGGGCUGUGGGUUCCUUGGGGAGCUAUAACGUGCCUGCUGCAGAGGAGGAGCUGAGUGAACCGGCGUUUCCUCCCUCGUCUUUGGGAAGGUUCCACGUGGUCGGUCCUGCGGGGUGACUACUGUUUGCCCUGCUGCCGGGCCUCCCUACGGAGCUGGGUGCACGAGGUCCUGGGACACUAAGUAGUCAGCAUCGACAGUAGCGUGGAGCUGCAGGAGAGCCGUUUCUCAACUUCUUCAUCGCCGUUUCCUGAACCUGGAGUGUGGAGGCCAAGGGCCCUGUCAGCUGUAAGACAAGAUGAAGACCGUGCUCAUGGUUGCAGAAAAGCCGUCCUUGGCCCAGUCCAUUGCCAAAAUCCUCUCUCGAGGGAGCAUGUCCUCACACAAAGGGCUGAACGGAACAUGCUCAGUGCACGAGUACACCGGGACCUUCGCUGGCCAGGCAGUCCGCUUCAAGAUGACGUCCGUCUGUGGUCAUGUGAUGACCCUGGAUUUCCUGGGAAAGUACAACAAGUGGGACAAGGUGGACCCGGCAGAGCUGUUCAGCCAAGCCCCAACAGAGAAGAAGGAAGCUAACCCCAAGCUGAACAUGGUGAAGUUCCUGCAGGUGGAGGGCAGAGGCUGCGACUACAUCGUGCUGUGGCUGGACUGCGACAAGGAAGGGGAGAACAUCUGCUUCGAGGUCCUGGAUGCCGUGCUGCCUGUUAUGAAUCAGGCCCACGGGGGCGAGAAGACAGUGUUCCGGGCCAGAUUCAGCUCCAUCACGGACACGGACAUCUGCAACGCCAUGGCCCGCCUGGGUGAGCCCGACCACAAUGAGGCCCUCUCAGUGGACGCCCGACAGGAGCUGGACCUGCGCAUUGGCUGCGCCUUCACCAGGUUUCAGACUAAAUAUUUCCAGGGGAAAUAUGGCAACCUAGAUAGCUCCCUCAUCUCGUUUGGGCCAUGUCAAACCCCGACCCUGGGAUUCUGCGUGGAGAGACAUGACAAGAUCCAGUCCUUCAAACCAGAGACCUACUGGGUGCUGCAGGCCAAGGUUAACACCGAUAAAGACAGAUCUCUCCUUUUGGACUGGGACCGCGUGCGAGUGUUCGACCGGGAGAUUGCACAGAUGUUUUUAAACAUGACAAAGCUGGAGAAGGAAGCCCAGGUGGAGGCCACAAGCAGGAAAGAAAAGGCCAAGCAGAGGCCCCUGGCCCUGAACACCGUGGAGAUGCUGCGUGUGGCCAGCUCUUCUCUGGGCAUGGGGCCGCAGCAUGCCAUGCAGACCGCCGAGCGGCUCUACACUCAAGGCUACAUCAGCUACCCACGGACUGAGACCACCCACUACCCCGAGAACUUUGACCUGAAGGGCCCUUUGCGGCAGCAGGCCAACCACCCAGCCUGGGCCGACACGGUGAAGCGGUUGUUAGCAGAAGGUAUCAACCGCCCACGGAAAGGCCAUGAUGCUGGUGACCAUCCCCCCAUCACCCCCAUGAGGUCUGCCACAGAGGCCGAAUUAGGGAGUGAGGCGUGGCGGCUCUACGAGUACAUCACCAGACACUUCAUCGCCACAGUUAGCUAUGACUGCAAGUACCUCCAGAGCAGCAUCUCCUUCAGGAUCGGGCCUGAGCACUUCUGCUGCACAGGGAAGACCGUCAUCUCACCAGGCUUCACGGAGAUCAUGCCCUGGCAGAGCGUGCCCCUGGAGGAGAGCCUUCCCACCUGCCAGAGGGGCGACACCUUCGCUGUGAGCGAGGUGAAGAUGCUGGAGAAGCAGACAAGCCCACCUGACUACCUGACGGAGGCCGAGCUCAUCACACUCAUGGAGAAGCAUGGCAUUGGGACAGAUGCCAGCAUCCCUGUGCACAUCAACAACAUCUGCCAGCGCAAUUACGUCGUCGUGGAGAGCGGGCGCCGGCUCAAGCCCACCAACCUGGGUAUCGUCCUGGUGCACGGCUACUACAAGAUCGACGCAGAGCUGGUGCUCCCCACCAUCCGGAGCGCAGUGGAGAAGCAGUUGAACCUGAUCGCCCAGGGCAAGGCCGACUACCGCCAGGUCCUGGGCCACACCCUGGACGUCUUCAAGAGGAAGUUCCACUACUUCGUGGACUCCAUCGCCGGCAUGGAUGAGUUGAUGGAGGUGUCUUUUUCACCCCUGGCGGCCACAGGCAAGCCGCUCUCCCGCUGCGGGAAGUGCCACCGGUUCAUGAAGUACAUCCAGGCCAAGCCAAGCCGCCUGCAUUGCUCCCACUGCGACGAGACCUACACCCUCCCCCAGAACGGCACCAUCAAACUCUAUAAGGAGCUCCGGUGCCCGCUGGACGACUUUGAGCUGGUCCUAUGGUCAUCGGGCUCCCGGGGCAAGAGCUACCCUCUGUGUCCCUAUUGCUCCAACCACCCGCCCUUCCGAGACAUGAAGAAAGCGUCAGCCCCUGCCUUGCACCAUGCUGGACUCUGAGGGGAUCGCUCCCCCAGCCCUUCCUAUGCUCACUGGCACCGGGAUGGGAGACCCCGGGGAGUACGUGGCACUGCUCAGGCAUCAGCCAGCUUGUCUGCUGCUCUCCAUCCAAGUCCUAACUGGAUAGGCGACUACAGUUGGGAUCUGGGCAGUGUGCAUGCUGUGCCCCCUCCUGGGCUGGGGUGAGUGAAAAAGGAUGCGGCAGGUGAGGGGGUCCCACCUGGAGAGGGGCAUGCCCUCGGGCAGCGUCCACUGGGGUUCUCUGUCCUCGUGCUUUUACUGGAGAAAGGAGAGCACGUAUCCAGGUGGACCCAAGAGCUCCAAGCCGGGAGUCUGAAGGGGGCUCAGGACCCAGCAAACUCACCCUCUGCUGGGCUGUCUCCUGUACACCCCGCACAAGACAGACAAGAAAAGGGUGCAGCAAGAGUGAGGCACCCACCCACGUUCACCAGAGGGCCGGGGAGCCCUCGGCGGGGGGUGGGUCUCAGUCUACCCUUCCUGACUCAAGCCUCACCUAUGGGGCAGGCACAGUCUGCAUCUGGGCUGCCGGGGGCAGUGAGGACCAUCCCUGCCCUCCACAGCUUCCAGGGCAGCCGAUGGCUCCAGGUGGCCCGGUGACAUGAGGGCCAAGUGGAGCUGCCAGUAACAAGCUGUGGAAACAAAGUAAACGGUGGAUAGAAUCAGUGAGAGGCCACCAGGACGGCCUUCUGGAAAUGACCUUAGCCCAGGAGGAGGGGUCCUCAAAGGUUCAGGAGGUUUUAGAUAAGCAGAGAAGGGCCAGUGUGCCCAAGGCCAAGAGAAGCACUUUCUGCUGGGACGAGGGAUCCUGGAGUGUGAGGCCCUGAGAGAAGGCCCAGGGCCAGGGCGGGGCUGCAGCCCGGGGUAGGCGUGCAGGUGUGCAGCAUGGGCCGCCCUCUCCCCACCAGGCAUGGGCUGCAACGAGUGCACGCACCCCACCUGCCAGCACUCGCUGAGCAUGCUGGGCAUUGGCCAGUGCGUGGAGUGUGAGAGUGGGGUGUUGGUGCUGGACCCCACCUCAGGCCCCAAGUGGAAGGUGGCCUGCAACA